This is a messenger RNA of Saccharomyces kudriavzevii IFO 1802, 2733 nucleotides long. It is a transcript of the gene UBP3, whose product is annotated as mRNA-binding ubiquitin-specific protease UBP3. The transcript has a single exon. Gene Ontology annotation, cellular component: nucleus; cytosol. Gene Ontology annotation, molecular function: cysteine-type deubiquitinase activity; cysteine-type endopeptidase activity. Gene Ontology annotation, biological process: protein deubiquitination. Bases 1 to 2733 code for a protein of 910 amino acids. The record is from RefSeq and is a predicted model, not a curated record. Lineage: Eukaryota; Fungi; Ascomycota; Saccharomycetes; Saccharomycetales; Saccharomycetaceae.
AUGAACAUGCAAGACGCUAACAAAGAGGAGUCGUACUCGAUGUAUCCCAAAACCUCUUCUCCACCACCACCUGCCUCAACCAAUAUGCAAAUUCCCAUCUAUCAAGCACCUAUGCAGAUGUAUGGCUACACUCAAGCUCCCUAUCUGUACCCCACGCAGAUGCCCGCUUAUUCGUUCAACAUGGUUAGCCAAAACCAGCCAAUGUACCAUCAAGGCAACAGCCCACACCAUCUGCCUCCUCAGGGCAGCAUAAACGGCGGGAACACCACGAACAACAACAUGAGCAAAAAAAAAUGGCACUCCAGCAGCGUUGCCAGCAACAAUAGUAACAACAACAAUGGCCAGGGCGCCAACGCGAGCGGUAGCGGUAUGAACUACAACAAGUCUCACGCCUACCACCACAAUUACUCGAACAAUCAUGUUCCCAUGAUGAGCUCUCCAAACAACGCCAACAGUGCGUCCACGAAAAAACUGACCAAUUCUUCGAACGCCAACGGUUCUUCAGCUUCUUCCCCCUCCUUCUCUUCCUACAAUUCCUCAUCGCAGUAUGAUUUAUAUAAGUUUGAUGUAACUAAGCUGAAGAAUCUCAAGGAAAAUUCCUCAAAUUCUAUUCAAUUACCGCUGUUCAUAAACACCACCGAAGCGGAAUUUGCCGCAGCAAGUGCACAGAGGUACGAAUUAAACUUGAAAACUUUAGACUUGUAUUCUGAAAGUCUGGAAAAUCAGACCGUUGAAAAAAGCGUCGCUCAUCGCCAUGCGAAAGGUCACAGUAUACCGAAACCAAUCGAGGAAUCAAAGACAGAAGCGGAUAAAGAGCAGGAAGACACGGAUGACAGAAAACCACCAGCGAGCAAAGAUACUCACGAAUACCAAAAAAAAAUAGAAUUAAAGAAGGACGAUAUCAAACCGGAACAUGACGAGAAAGCUAUCGAAGAACCUCAACCCGCUACUUUCGACGCCAUACCUGAUGAGAAAGAAGCAGAAGAGACCGACGAAGAAGACACUUCAAAGACAUCUUCCCCCACGCCUGCCGCAGCAAAGUCUUGGUCUGCUAUAGCUUCAGAUGCAAUCAAGAGCAGACAAACAAGUAAUAAGUCAGCCUCAGGUUCGACCGCCAGUAAAACACCGACUUCCAUGGCAGCCGCAAGCACACCAGCAACAGCCGCAGCCGCAGCCAUCAUAGCAAAAUCUCACUCUCCACUUUUGUCCAAACAACCCCAAAGAAAGGACAAGAAGUACGUUCCACCUUCCACUAAAGGUAUCGAGCCACUAGGUUCCAUUGCAUUGAGAAUGUGUUUUGAUCCCGAUUUCAUUACUUACGUGUUACAGAAUAAAGACAUUGAAAACAAAUUCCCGCUCCAUUCCAUUAUUCCGAGGGGUAUAAUCAACAGAGCCAACAUUUGCUUUAUGAGUUCCGUCUUACAAGUGUUGCUUUACUGCGAGCCAUUUAUCGACGUAUUGAACGUCCUGAGUACUCGGAAUACCAAUUCAAGAAUUGGGACAUCAUCCUGUAAAUUAUUAGAUGCCUGUCUGACCAUGUAUAAACAAUUCGACAAGGAAACCUAUGAAACAUCUUUGGAAAGUGCAGACGAUAAUGAAAGAUCUACAGAAACUGACGCGAAAAAACCGUCGAGGUCCAAAAAUUUCCAACACAGCGUCAACGCCGAGGCCGUUAAACCAGAUGAAUUUUACAAAACUUUAUCAACUAUUCCAAAAUUUAAAGACCUACAAUGGGGUCAUCAAGAGGAUGCCGAAGAAUUUUUGACUCAUCUACUAGACCAGUUGCAUGAAGAAUUAAUCUCCGCCAUUGAUGGUUUGAGUGAUAAUGAAAUCCAAAACAUGUUGCAAAGUAUUAACGAUGAACAGUUGAAGAUCUUCUUCAUCAGAAAUCUAUCACGUUACGGCAAAGCAGAGUUCAUCAAAAAUGCCACCCCUAAAUUGAAGGAAUUGAUAGAGACGCAUGGUAUGAUUAAUGACGACUCAACUGAAGAAAACGGUUGGCAUGAAGUUAGUGGCUCUAGCAAAAGAGGUAAGAAGACCAAGACUGCCGCGAAGAGGACUGUAGAGAUUGUUCCAUCACCAAUUUCCAAGUUGUUUGGUGGUCAAUUUAGGUCCGUAUUAGAUGUACCGAACAAUAAAGAAUCUCAAUCCAUUACACUAGACCCUUUCCAAACAAUUCAGUUGGACAUUUCAGACUCAAGCGUUAAUGAUUUAGAAACUGCAUUCAAAAAGUUUAGCGAAUAUGAACUAUUACCAUUUAAAUCAUCAUCAGGUAACGAUGUUGAGGCGAAAAAGCAAACCUUCAUUGAUAAAUUACCACAAGUUCUUUUAAUCCAAUUCAAAAGAUUCUCAUUCAUAAAUAAUGUGAAUAAGGAUAAUGCAAUGACGAACUACAAUGCGUACAAUGGACGCAUUGAAAAAAUUAGGAAAAAAAUUAAAUAUGACCACGAAUUGAUCAUUCCUGAGGAAUCAAUGUCUUCCAUUACGCUGAAGAACCAUACCUCAGGCGCCGAUGAUAGAAUAUAUAAACUAACUGGUGUGAUUUACCACCACGGCGUAGGCUCUGAUGGCGGCCAUUACACGGCUGACGUUUAUCAUAGUGAGCACAAUAAGUGGUACAGAAUAGAUGAUGUAAAUAUCACCGAAUUGGAGGACGAUGAUGUUUUGAAGGGUGGAGAGGAAGCUUCUGAUUCGAGAACUGCCUACAUUUUAAUGUAUCAGAAGAAAAAUUAG